This is a messenger RNA of Amyelois transitella, 3143 nucleotides long. RefSeq names its product DCN1-like protein 1 (gene SCCRO). Gene Ontology annotation, molecular function: cullin family protein binding; ubiquitin-like protein binding; ubiquitin conjugating enzyme binding. The coding region runs from base 100 to 897 and encodes 265 amino acids. The record is from RefSeq and is a predicted model, not a curated record. Gene Ontology annotation, biological process: protein neddylation; positive regulation of ubiquitin-protein transferase activity. The transcript has 3 exons. Gene Ontology annotation, cellular component: ubiquitin ligase complex. Lineage: Eukaryota; Metazoa; Arthropoda; Insecta; Lepidoptera; Pyralidae.
AAAAAUGAGAUAAAUAUUCUCUAUGGUUGUUAUUUCACUUUGGUUCCGAUGUCGAAAUAACAGUGAAAGUUAUUAGAAAAUAAUAAUAACUCAUCGAAAAUGAAUAAAUUAAAAUCGUCACAGCGGGACAAAGUUAAAAAGUUCGUCGCAUUUACGCAGACCACCGAGUCGACGGCCAUAUACUGUUUAUCGCAGAAUGAUUGGAAACUGGACUUGGCUAGCGAUAACUACUUUCAAAACCCUGAAGCUUACUACAAGGACCCUGUUAAGACUUCAGUGGACAGAAAAAAGUUGGACCAACUGUUCACGAAGUACAGAGAUCAGCAUGAAGUCGAUAAAAUAACAGUGGAUGGAGUUAUGAAGUUCCUUGAAGACCUUAAUCUUAGCCCUGAAUCAAUUUUAGUUCUAAUUAUAGCAUGGAAAUGUAAGGCAGCUGUGCAAUGUGAAUUUACGAAAGAGGAGUUCACUUCUGGCUUUCUAGAAUUGGGGGUCGAUAGCAUAGACAAAUUAAAAGCUAAAUUACCUACACUGGAAACUGAAAUAAAGGAUGCAAAUAAAUUUAAAGACUUCUAUCAGUUUACCUUUAAUUACGCUAAGAAUCCAGGACAGAAGGGACUGGAGUUGGAUAUGGCAAUAGCGUAUUGGAAUAUUGUGCUCCGAGGGAGGUUUAAGUUCCUUGAUGCCUGGUGCAAGUUUCUCACGGACAAUCAUAAAAGAUCCAUACCAAAAGACACAUGGAAUCUACUCUUAGACUUUGCGACGCAAAUAGACGACUGUAUGAGUAACUAUGAUGCAGAGGGUGCAUGGCCAGUCCUCAUAGACGACUUCGUCGAGUGGUGCCAGAAACAAGGACUCAAUGCGGAUGGGAUAAAAGCUUUAGAACCGGCGUCUGGCUAGCUGAUACUGAACAGCUACCAGUACGAAGCGAGAUACGAUGAAUCAAUCGUUGAUAUUGAAUACAACGAACCACAUGCAACAGGACUAAAAGCAUACAUUAUAUUAAUGCUCUCUCGCUUUGUACUCUAUGGUUUAGAGCUGUGUACACUGGAGUGGAUCGUAAUAUUGAUUGUAUUCGAGUUGUGUAGCUGACUAAUUCAAGGAACUCUUUUAAUGUUGUUUAAAUUAUGAUUGGUCAUCGUACCAUGACUAUUGUUGUUAUAGUUCACUAUACUGUGUUGUGGAAUCUCAAGUGUGAAUAACUGUGCUAAAAAUACUAAUUCAGUGACUUAUUUUUGAUCUAGUGAUGAGAACAGAUGAUUUUAACAGAUGUUGAAUUGAAACUUAUGAUUGGCUCAAAUCUAGUUCCACCUAUUUUGAAGAGACAGUUAAUAUCAUUGAAAAUGGUUAUUUAUUUUGUUUUUAUUGCACCACCUAGUAAAAACAUGUUCUAAUGAUUCCACUGGCAGAGAAUGCCAUAGGCCAUUUUAUACAGUUUCAAGUGCAAUAUUGUUUAAAUAAAUACACAAAUUGUAAGUAGCAGUAGUAAGUAGCAAUGCUGCUUUGAAACUUUGUGCAGCAUUCAAUUUUGCAUCACGGUUGUUUAACAAAGUGGUAAAAGUGCUUAUUGCUUUAGACCUCUUUUACGAUGCUCACAACAUAAGGAUGUUCUAGUAGGGAAUUGCACAACAAUUAUCAAAGACUUGCAGAUUCUGCGACAUAGCCUUGUUCACUCUACUGUAUAGUGCUCUUGAACUUUUCGUCCGUUAGAUAAAUUUUCAUGUAUAUACCUACUUGUUGAUCAAGUUCCCUUUUACCUUGUAAGGGUAAGACAUUAAGGCGCAGUUCAUACCGACAGCGACAGCUAGAAACAGUAUUACCACGUCUAUAAGUUGACUUGGCAAUAUUCCCAGAAUAGGGAAAGCUACUGCCGAAUCCACGAAUCAUACUGAUAACACAAUGAAUCAAAUACUCAAUAAAAUAACGAUCUUAUUACAAGCAUGUUAACCAUAAAAUCUAACAACAAUUCUCUAAAUAAAUCUUAAUCUUAACAAAAUUUCUCCUGCUAUAUUUCUCACUCAAAAUAGCGAAUAGUCCAGUUCGCGGAUAUUACUUAUAAAAGUGGUGACACUGUAGGUGAGAGUGAAGUAAGCGAACAUCGUUCUACUAAGUAAAAUAAGACUAUAGUAUGCCAUAAUGUCUUGCAACGCACGCAGUUGUCAAAUAAGGUAAAAACGUUUUAGCGAUUAAUGGUGGUGAUAACCAUCAGUUGCGACGACACGUACAAUAGUACUUACCAUUUUUACAGUCUUAUUAUUCCGAAUAUUUAGGAAUAAUAAAGGUUUAAUAGCUAUUAUCAACACGCCUCGCUACGCUCGCCCGCGGCGUGGCUUACGUUAAUCUGUGAAAAUAUAUUUUUCUUAUUGAAGAUACAUAUUGUAAGAGAUAUUUAAAUGUUUUCGAGUUUUCAACAAGGUUCUCUUACGUUAUUUAUUAGAUUAGUACAGCAGUAAAAAUUUAAAUUUAAGAUGUAAAUAUGUAUAUACACAUUAAUGAUAUUACGAUUUUAGUGUUAACGCUUAGAUUUUUCUUUUUUCUUCAGCUUUCAAUGGCAGUGCGGUUAUUGUGUUUAAUAUUUUGAAAUAUAAAAUUUUAUUACUUGCACUGUCCAAUAUAAAUCAGUUUUUUUUAACCUUUAUAUUCAAUGAUUGCAGACCAAUUGGCUUGUUGAUCGCAAACAUUUCUUUUCAUCACUGCUUUACAUUUACCUACAAAAAUCUUCUUACUUAAAUAUUAAUUCAGUCUUUUCCUAGUAGAAUUCGAAAUGCCUUGAAAUUAUACAACAUAUUAACUAUUUACAUUAAAUGUGACAACUUUUGAAACUAAGUGUGACCUGUGAUUUCUGAUAUAAUAUAAGCGGUAUGGGUUUUCUAUACAUAAAUCCUGUCAUUGAACAAAAUAAUGUGGAAAUAAGGAAGCAUAAAAUUCACACAUAACAUUUAUUUACUUUUUUAAACUCAAUCAGGCUUAGUACACAAAAGUAGUGAUUUUAUUUUCUUUGUAACAUUCUUGUCAAAGAUUUUUCAAUUGAUGUUUAUAGAAAGUGCUGUUGCUUUAGAUUAACAUUGAAUCAUUACUGUUUGGUACUUAGAUUUUAAUGUACAAAAGAUGAAAUUGAUGUAUUGAGUAUUAAAUUACAAUAAAUU